This is a messenger RNA of Cinclus cinclus, 4061 nucleotides long. It is a transcript of the gene AP3B1, whose product is annotated as adaptor related protein complex 3 subunit beta 1. The record is from RefSeq and is a predicted model, not a curated record. Gene Ontology annotation, cellular component: clathrin adaptor complex; membrane coat; AP-3 adaptor complex. The transcript has 26 exons. Bases 226 to 3459 code for a protein of 1077 amino acids. NCBI's taxonomy places the organism in Eukaryota, Metazoa, Chordata, Aves, Passeriformes, Cinclidae. Gene Ontology annotation, biological process: anterograde synaptic vesicle transport; vesicle-mediated transport; intracellular protein transport.
UGUUGGUUUUUAACUAAGCUCUUCUUGUGCUUUAAGAUUUCAGCCUUUGAGGCAGGUUCAGCUGACAGCAGAUUGAAGUUGCAUGGUCUUACAUUGUUGUUAGAAUUGGAGACUUUCUUUUGCUAAAUACUUCAUUAUACAGAGUGUUAGUAAAUACAGUUUAAAAGUGGGCAAGAGGGACUACUACUUCACCAUAAGUUGCUGAACUGAUGCAAGAAUAUAAAAAUGGUAUUCUGGUUUGAUUUUUUUGUUUUUCUAAUUGAUGCUUUACUGUAUUUCUGCCAUAGAAAUGAAGACCUCAAACAAAUGUUGGAAAGCAGUAAAGAUUCUGCAAAGCUGGAUGCUAUGAAAAGGAUUGUUGGGAUGAUUGCAAAGGGAAAGAAUGCUUCUGAGCUGUUUCCUGCUGUUGUGAAGAAUGUUGCCAGUAAAAAUAUUGAGAUAAAAAAGCUUGUGUAUGUUUAUCUAAUGCGCUACGCGGAGGAGCAGCAAGAUCUAGCAUUGUUGUCCAUCAGUACUUUCCAGCGUGCUUUAAAAGAUCCUAAUCAGUUAAUCCGUGCAAGUGCUUUAAGAGUUUUAUCCAGUAUACGUGUCCCAAUUAUUGUUCCUAUUAUGAUGCUUGCUAUUAAGGAAGCCUCUUCUGAUUUAUCUCCUUAUGUGAGAAAGAAUGCAGCCCAUGCAAUCCAAAAACUGUACAGUCUUGACCCAGAGCAAAAGGAAAUGUUGAUUGAAGUGAUAGAAAAGCUUUUGAAGGAUAGAAGUACGCUGGUAGCCGGGAGUGUGGUGAUGGCAUUUGAAGAAGUGUGUCCAGAUAGAAUAGAUCUGAUUCACAAGAACUACCGAAAGCUCUGUAACUUGUUGGUUGAUGUGGAAGAGUGGGGUCAAGUUGUUAUAAUCCACAUGUUAACUCGGUAUGCACGUACUCAGUUUGUAAGUCCGUGGAAGGUUGAUGAAGUGGUUGAUGAAUAUAAUGAAAAUAAUUUCUAUGAAUCUGAUGAAGAGCAGAAAGAGAAGGAUCAGAAAAUGAAAACCACCUACGCUAUGGACCCAGAUCACAGGCUGCUGUUACGAAAUACAAAGCCCCUGCUUCAAAGCCGAAAUGCUGCUGUGGUAAUGGCAGUUGCACAGCUGUACUGGCAUUUGGCACCAAAAUCUGAAGCUGGUAUUGUUUCUAAGUCAUUGGUGCGUUUACUCCGUAGUAACAGGGAGGUGCAGUAUAUUGUCCUGCAAAAUAUUGCCACUAUGUCAAUUCAGAGAAAGGGCAUGUUUGAACCUUACCUGAAGAGUUUCUAUGUUAGAUCAACUGAUCCAACUAUGAUCAAAACACUCAAGCUUGAAAUCUUGACAAAUUUAGCAAAUGAAGCCAACAUAUCAACUCUGCUUCGAGAAUUUCAGACUUAUGUGAAAAGCCAGGAUAAGCAGUUUGCUGCAGCUACGAUCCAGGCUAUAGGCAGAUGUGCAACCAACAUCACCGAAGUGACUGACACGUGCCUUAAUGGCCUCGUCUGUUUGCUGUCCAACAGGGAUGAAAUCGUAGUUGCUGAAAGCGUUGUUGUCAUUAAGAAACUGCUGCAAACCCAGCCAGCACACCAUGGCGAAAUUAUUAAGCAUAUGGCCAAACUGUUGGAUAACAUUACAGUUCCAGUAGCCAGAGCCAGCAUUCUCUGGCUCAUUGGCGAGUACUGUGAACGGGUUCCAAAGAUCGCGCCUGAUGUUCUGAGAAAGACAGCCAAGAGCUUCACAAAUGAAGAUGACCUUGUAAAGCUGCAGAUCUUAAAUUUGGGUGCAAAACUCUAUUUAACAAAUUCAAAGCAGACAAAAUUGCUUACCCAGUAUGUAUUAAAUCUCGGCAAGUAUGAUCAAAGCUACGACAUCAGAGACCGUACAAGAUUUAUUAGGCAGCUUAUUGUUCCGAAUGAGAAGAGUGGAGCUUUAAGCAAAUAUGCCAAAAAAAUAUUUCUGGCACAGAAACCUGCCCCAUUGCUUGAGUCUCCUUUUAAAGAUCGGGAUCAUUUCCAGCUUGGCACCUUGUCUCACACACUGAACAGCCAAGCCACUGGGUACCUGGAGCUGUCUGACUGGCCAGAGGUGGCACCUGACCCCUCCGUCCGAAACGUCGAGAUGGCCGAGUUGGCAAAGGAAUGGACUGGAAUUCUAGGCAAGCCAAAGAAGGAGAAACCUACUGAAAAAUUCUACUCUGAAUCAGAAGAAGAGGAAGAUGAGUCUGCCAGUACCAGUUCAUCAGGGAGUGGGUCUGACAGUGAAAGUGAGAAGGAAGAUAAAGAGGAAGGCAGCACUGAUGAGAGUAGUGGGAGUUCAUCUCCCAGUGAAGAAUCAACUGACAGUGAAUCAGACAGCAAAGAAAGUGCUGCUAAGAAAACAUGUAGAGCUGUCAAUGAAAGUGAUUCAGAAGUUAUUAAAAAGAAAGCGGAGGGCAUUUCCAAAAAGAGAAGCACAUCCAGUUCCUCUGACACAGAGUACACUUCAUCAGAUGAAAGUUCUACAGGCUCCAAGUCAGAAUCCGACUCUAAAAGUGACUCUGAAUCUGGAAAAUCUAGAAAUGCUACCUCUAAUAAGAAAGAAGAAAAACCAGUACAAGAUAGAAAGAAUCCAAAAACCCAAGACAUGUUUCUCUUAGAUUUAGAUGAUUUUUGUCCUGUAACACCUGUGGCAGUUCCUAGAGCAGCUGUUUUGUCCCCGAGUUUAGCAGCAGAUCUAGAGGGAUUAAGUCUGUCAAGUUCAUCAGUCAUCGAUGUCACUACGCAAGCCUGUGUGCCAACAAAAACACAUGAACUGCUUCAUCGAAUGAGUGGGAAAGGAUUAGCUGCUCACUAUCAUUUCUCAAGACAGCCAGGCAUUUUUGGUGAUCGUAUGGUACCUGUGCAAGUGACAGUAACAAACACAACUGAUCAGAAGAUAGAGAAUAUUCACAUUGGGGAGAAGAAAUUACCUCCAGGCAUGAGGAUGCAUGAGUUUAAUCCAAUAGAGUGCCUUGAGCCUGGAGGAUCCCUUACUGCUACAAUGGGUAUUGACUUCUGUGAUUCUACCCAGACAGCCAGUUUCCAGUUAUGCACAAAGGAUGAUCAGUUCAAUGUUAACAUUCAGCCCCCUGUUGGAGAACUGCUCUUGCCUGUCACUAUGUCAGAGAAAGAUUUUAAGAAGGAGCAAGGAAUGCUGACAGGAAUGAAUGAGACAUCUGCUACAAUAGCUGUUGCUCCACAGAAUUCUGCUAGACUUAUAAUAACUGAGAGAGUAGUGAAAGCAGCAAACCUGGGUGUAGUCCCUUCUGGUCAAGAUAACAUACACAGGUUUGCAGCUAAGACUGUGCACAGUGGGUCACUGAUGCUAGUCACAGUGGAGCUGAAGGAGAGCUCUACAGCACAGCUCAUCAUAAACACUGAGAAAACUGUGAUUGGUUCUGUUCUGCUGCGGGAGCUGAAGCCUGUCCUGUCCCAGGGGUAACCUGCUUACAUCUGGACUUCAGAAUCUGGCACACAACAAAAGUGCCUGGCAUCCACUACUGCUGCCUUUCAUUUAUAAUAAUAGCCCUUCCAUCUGGCAGUGGGGAAAAAAUACACUCUUGACAUUCUUGUCUUCUGCUUUAGAAUGCUAGUGCGUAUCUAUCAUAUAUGCAAGUCCUUUCCUUUUUUUCUGCUUGCUAACCAAAGAACAUAUAUUUUACUGUCAGUUAUCUGCGCUUUUAAAUGUAUUUCCCAUUUGUUCUACCCUAGUUCUUCCCUCUCUUUUCCCUUCCCCCACUACAUUGCUUCCCCAUCAGUUUCCACUCCCCUCCCCCCCAAUAGUGGACAAAUACUAGGUAAUAAAGUUCAAGGGAAAUCACACUGCUUGAAAACUGAGUUCAAAUGGCAGGUGGGUUCCAGCCACAUACACAAAUGUGUGGUUCAGAGAGAAUUUUGGUGUAAGUGUGAAAACACAGUAAGUACAGAAAAAUGGUGUUUGCUUUCUGGAAAUGCUUGUGAACCUGAACUCGUCUAUUGAGAACAUUGUUCCUACCUACUGUCAUUUUCUCAAAUAUUUUGUUAAGAUGCUAAUAAAGUAGUGCC